UGAGAGUAAAUAUCCGGGCACAUGCAUGUUCUCUCUGACUCGUCGGGGUUAACAGUGAGUGAAACUCACUCGCUCACUCUGUCUGACUCACUCCCUCGAGUCGAGUCGCAUUCCUGUGAUCCGCACCGGGAGCAGCCGCUCGCAUACCUGUCAUAUUCUGCAGCAAAACCGCACUUCCGUGACUCGUGCUGGUCGGGUGACCGAAAAUAAUGCGACAGAACCCGGCUGAUAUCGACGUUUUUGGACUUUUCGAUGAAGACAAAAAGUUUUUCUUAGACUCCAGCUCCAGUUCACCUGAGAGAGAGAUGGAUCGUGUUUCCCCCCGACACUCACAGACCGUGUAAACUCCCGGAACAGGUGUGACAGCGAAUGCAGGGAAGAUGGGGGGCUGCUGGAGAUGGUGCUACCAAACCUGCACCUGUUGUCUGAGUGAGGAGGAACGGAAAUCGAUUGCUAUAGACAAGGAAAUCCGGAGAAUUCUCGCUGAACAGAAGAAGAGAGAGCGCAGAGAAAUAAAAGUGCUCCUAUUGGGCACGGGAGAGAGUGGGAAAACUACGUUUAUCAAGCAGAUGAGGAUCAUCCAUGGGAAGGGAUUCUCUGAGGAUGACAGACGCGCCUUCACCAAACUGGUUUUUCAGAACAUCUUCACAGCAAUUAAGGCGAUGACAGUGGCCAUGUCAGCUCUCAGGAUUCCCUACACCAACCAACAGAAUGAGGUAUACGCCCAACUGAUUCAAGCUGUAGAUAUCCAUCAGGUGAGCCAACUAGAGCAAGGCUAUGUGGAUGCUAUUCAGUGCCUGUGGGCAGACACUGGACUUAAAAUCUGCUACAGUCGCAGGCGAGAGUACCAACUACUGGAUUCCACUGAAUACUUCAUGACGAACCUGGAGCGUAUCGCGGCCCAUGACUACAUCCCCACUGCUCAGGAUGUGUUGCGGGUGCGUUUUCCAACCACUGGCAUCAAUGACUACUCCUUUGUAGUUGAGAAGAUCACACUCAGGAUUGUAGAUGUUGGGGGACAGAAAUCAGAGAGGAGGAAAUGGAUCCACUGCUUCGAGAAUGUGACGUCGCUCAUCUUCUUGGCUUCACUUAGUGAAUACGAUCAGGUCCUGGAGGAGAACAACAGAGAUAACCGUAUGCAAGAGAGUCUGACACUUUUCUACACUACCAUCCACUCACCCUGGUUCGCCAAUUCCUCUAUCAUCCUCUUUCUCAAUAAAAUGGACAUCCUAGCUGAGAAGAUCAAAAUGUCCGACCUGCAGAACUACUUCCACGGGUUCCAAGGCAAGAAACGGGAUCCUGAUGCAGCCAUGGAGUUCAUCCGUGAGAUGUACAAGCAGCAGGCACAGAACCCUGAGAAGAAGGAAAACAAGACCAUUUACCCGCACUUCACCUGUGCCACCGACACCAGCAACAUCCGCAAGGUGUUCAACGAUGUGAAAGACACAGUGCUCAUCAAGUCUCUGCAGGAAUAUGGUGUGCUGUGACCAGGCCAUGUCAUGACUGCUGCUGAAAAUUGUGGAUAAACCCACCUCCCCAUUCACGUUUUUCCAGCGUCAUUUGUCAGACAGUUUAUUUGCCUGAUUGUUUUGGGUGGUGGACAUGGUACAGACAUCUCCAGACAUUGCAAUAAUGGAAUGGGCCAAAGCUUGGCUGAAGAAAUCAUUUUGGUCUUUCAGCCAUGCAACGAUGAGGACAGAUAUUUGUGGGGGGGGUUCUCUUCCUGCUUGUAUGCAAGACAAUAAUUCUUUGGUGAAAAUGAAAAUACCCUGCACUUUGAUUUCGAAUGCUGCAGUGUCUGCUGGAGGGACUACAUUUCACUGUACACACAGAGUGAUCCACAUCACUCUCUGAAAAUGAUGCUGUAUAUUUGAUCAGCUUUAUUUCUGGGGUUACAUGGUUUGUUGGUGUCGCAGUUAUAUCGGAACACACUGUUUGACUUCAGCAUCUUUACAGUCAAAUAAAAGAGACUGCAGACUGUAAAGGCUUCACUUCUUCCUCUGGGACUAGAUCUUAUGUCCUUAUCUAGAGGGACACUUCUUUUUAUCAUUUUCGUGCUUUUUUCAUUCUGUAUUUGUUUUGUUUUUUUGCUCAGUAUACUCUUUUUACUGACAGUAUAGUUGCUCUCUGUAUAAUUUAUAUUUAUCAUAUGGUCUUAGUAUUGUGCCCAGCAAAUGUUAUAAAUGUAGGCACUUAUAAUCAUGUGUAACAUGUAGGGUGAGCUGAAAUAGUAUUUUUAAGCAACUGAAGAUAAAAUAUCUCAAAGAAAUGAAGGACAACCUGAUGUGUUAUCUGUGCUCAACUUUGAACCUAUGAAUGAUUUGUCCAGUACACUGGGAAUACAUGUUUAACUGGUUUUCUAUGUUAUAAAGGAAUGAAAUAGUUUCUUGGCUGCUCAGUGAACAUACUCACUGUUCACUUUAUUAGAAAUGCCUGCACACUUAUGCAUAUCUAAUCAGCCAAUCAUGUGGCAGUAACACAAUGCAUGAAAUCAUGCAGAUACAGUUCAGAAGCUUCAGGUAAUGUUCAUGUCAAACAUCAGAAUGUGGGAAAAAAAAAAAGGUGAUUUCUGUGAUUGUAACUGUGGCAUGGUUGUUGGUGCCAGAUAGGCUGGUUUGAGUAUUUCAGAAACUGCUGAUCUGCAAAUUUCAUACACGGCAGCCUCUAGAGCUUACACAGAAUGGUGCAAAAAACAAACAAACAAACAUACAAACAAAAAAUCCUAUGAGCGGAGGGUUUUCAGGCUGAAACACCUUGCUGAUGAGGGAGAGGUCAGAGGAGGAUGAUCAGACUGGCCUGAGCUGACAGGAAGUCUAUAAUCACACUUUAAAACCGUGGCGAGCAGAAAAGCAUGUCAGAAUGCACAACACACCAAACCUUGAAGUGGAUGGGCUACAACAACAGAAGGUCAUUGUUUCAUGCAUGCUGAGAUGCUUUUCUGUUUACUAUGGUUGUAAAGAGUAAUUAUUUGAGUUACUAUAUUCUUCCUGGCAGGAAUACAUCCUGAAUGAGACAUCAUCACAGGUCACUAUAUGCACACUAAUUAAAGGAAAUUACCACUGAAAACUAACCAAAUUCUAGUCACCAUAUCAGUUCUAGGGCAGUGUUUCGUAAUGUUUUUAUGUGUC
Molecule: messenger RNA, 3128 nt
Organism: Neoarius graeffei (lesser salmon catfish)
Lineage: Eukaryota; Metazoa; Chordata; Actinopteri; Siluriformes; Ariidae
Product: guanine nucleotide-binding protein subunit alpha-11-like
Exons: 8
Coding region: 381-1487 (368 amino acids)
Biological process (GO): adenylate cyclase-modulating G protein-coupled receptor signaling pathway; phospholipase C-activating dopamine receptor signaling pathway; action potential
Cellular component (GO): heterotrimeric G-protein complex
Molecular function (GO): G protein-coupled receptor binding; G-protein beta/gamma-subunit complex binding; GTPase activity
Source: RefSeq, a predicted model, not a curated record